This is a messenger RNA of Aspergillus ruber CBS 135680, 970 nucleotides long. Its product is annotated as autophagy-related protein 8. Gene Ontology annotation, cellular component: cytosol; fungal-type vacuole membrane; autophagosome. Gene Ontology annotation, biological process: cellular response to nitrogen starvation; macroautophagy. The record is from RefSeq and is a predicted model, not a curated record. The transcript is spliced from 3 exons. Gene Ontology annotation, molecular function: phosphatidylethanolamine binding. NCBI's taxonomy places the organism in Eukaryota, Fungi, Ascomycota, Eurotiomycetes, Eurotiales, Aspergillaceae. The coding region runs from base 250 to 606 and encodes 118 amino acids.
GUGGUGGUGGUGGUGGUCAUCUGGCCGCCUGUGCAUCAUCAUCAUCAUAGCCAUCAUCAUCCACUCUCCCUCUUCUCCCUCUUCACUUCUUCCCACAUCGUUUCUGCCAUCUCUCCUCUACUUCUCCCAUCCAUCUUCCCAUCGUUCCUAUAUUCUCUGUUAUCGAGAUUUCUUAACUAUCGUUUGACCUUGCUCAACUUUCAUUUUACUACUACUUAUCUCCUUAUCCGCUUAUCUCUAUCUAUCAUCAUGAGAUCCAAGUUCAAGGACGAGCACCCCUUCGAGAAGCGCAAGGCCGAAGCUGAGCGUAUUCGCCAGAAAUAUGCUGAUCGCAUUCCGGUCAUCUGCGAGAAGGUCGAGAAAUCGGACAUCGCCACUAUCGACAAGAAGAAAUAUCUGGUACCUGCAGACCUCACCGUCGGCCAGUUCGUCUACGUUAUCCGCAAGCGCAUCAAGCUCUCGCCUGAGAAAGCCAUUUUCAUCUUCGUCGACGAGGUUCUGCCCCCGACAGCUGCGCUAAUGAGCAGCAUCUACGAAGAACACAAGGAUGAGGAUGGCUUCCUCUAUAUCACAUACUCUGGCGAAAACACGUUUGGUGGCUGCUAAACUGCAGUCGAUCUUUCCGUUCAAACCUGGCCCCUCUUCCUUUGUGCCACGAUGCGGAGAACCAUCACGGGGUGUUUGAUCCGUCGUUUUUGGGAAAUCGAUUCUGGGACGGGAGACAAUAGCCGCACCGUAGAUGGAACAGAGGAGGCAGGCUUCAACUUGCUUUUCAUGCGCACAGGCGUUAUAUCAGGUGUUUCGUAAUGGCUUUGCUUGGCGAACGUUAAUUGGAUUGGUGUCCUUGAAUUGAAACGGAUUUCUCAGCCAUCAGCCUAUCUACAAACGGUAAAUUUCUUUUUCGCGGUCGAUACAGACAGAUAUUCUAGCAAGGAUCGACCAAUAUAAGCAGUUAUUCCUAUAUGGGUGA